This is a messenger RNA of Papaver somniferum (opium poppy), 1679 nucleotides long. RefSeq names its product aquaporin TIP4-4-like. The transcript is spliced from 4 exons. Gene Ontology annotation, cellular component: membrane. The record is from RefSeq and is a predicted model, not a curated record. The coding region runs from base 548 to 1459 and encodes 303 amino acids. Gene Ontology annotation, molecular function: channel activity. Lineage: Eukaryota; Viridiplantae; Streptophyta; Magnoliopsida; Ranunculales; Papaveraceae. Gene Ontology annotation, biological process: transmembrane transport.
UAGUCAGUAGCACAAUUGUACAUGCCUUCUCUCUUGGUGGUUGUACUCUCACAGUUAUUGCACCAGGCCCACAUGGACCUGUAUCAGUUGGUAUAGAAACAGGCCCUGCCCUUUGGCUUGAGAUCGUAUGUACUUUUAUCUUCCUUUUUGCUUCUGUUUGGAUCGCGUUCGACCAUCGUCAAGCAAAGGCUCAUGGACCUGUUAUUGUUUGCUCGAUCAUUGGACUUAUAGUUGGCCUGUUGGUGUUUAUAUCCACCACAGUGAACUUCAAAGAAAGGUUAUGCUGGUGUAGGGAUGAACCCAGCUAGGUGUUUAGGUCCUGCACUGGUUAGAGGAGGACACCUAUGGGAUGAACACUGGGUAUUUUGGGUGGGGCCAACUAUCGCUUGUGUAGCAUUCUAUCUGUACACCAAGAUAAUUCCAUGUCAGCAUUUUCAUGAAUCAGUGGAAUGAUCAGGUUAUUUCAGAAAGUCAGAAAUAGGAAGGAACGAUCAAAAAGGGUGCUCUUAAGGUGCAUUUGGUUGGAGAGGAACUAGGCUAUUUGAAGAUGGAUAGCGAAGUGCACAGCAUAUCCAUCAGUAAUUGGUUUAGUACUGAAGAGGGAAAGAGUGGAGAUGACAAGAACCAUAUGCCGAAAACUUUGACUGAGCAGCUGGUUUUGGGGCUGGAGGACUUUUUCUCGCUCGAGGUAUGGCGUGCAUCAGUUGCAGAGCUCAUCGGCACGGCUGUCCUUGUAUUUGCCUUGGACACCAUAGUCAUCUCUUCCUUUGAAACAAAUACCAAAACACCAAAUGUACUAAUAUCGAUUUUCAUUUUCAGCUCCGUCUCAAUUCUCAUUCUAGCCACCUUCCCUAUCUCAGGUGGCCAUCUUAACCCAGCCAUCACAUUUUCUGCUGCUUUACUCGGUGUCAUCUCAUAUGCUCGCGCCACCAUCUACAUCCUAGCUCAAUGCCUGGGAGCAGCUCUAGGGGCACUUGCACUGCAAGCUGUAGUCAGUGACUCGACAGUACAAGCUUACUCUUUGGGGAGUUGUACUCUGACUGUCACUCAACCUGGCACAAAUGGCCCAACAGCGGUAGGUAUCAACACUAGCCAAGCAUUCUGGCUUGAAAUCUUCUGUAUGUUUGUAGUCCUUUUCGCUUCUGUUUGGAUUGCGUUCGACGGUCGACAAGCCAAACCUCUUGGGCCUGUUGUUGUUUCUUCUACUAUUGGACUUAUAGUCGGCCUGAUGGUGUUUGUAUCCACUACCGUUACUGGUACUGCAAAGAGCGGGUAUGCUGGUGCAGGAAUGAACCCUGCGAGAUGUCUGGGUCCUGCACUGGUUAGAGGUGGUCACCUAUGGGAUGGACAUUGGAUCUUUUGGUUGGGACCCACUAUUGUUUGCUUGCCAUUUUAUAUGUACAUACAGAUCAUUCCACGUCAGCAUUUUCAGCCAUCAAAGCAAGGUAACGAUGAUUAGACAUACACGAUGAAGGUUGCUGCCGAGUGCCGACUGCGUCAUCGGGAGAAAUUAGUGGUGUUUUAGUGCCGCAUUAUUUAGGCGUAAUUGAUAUUCUUAACGUGUUGUAAGUGUCUCUCACACGACCAAUAAAGAGCUAUCCGUAGGGGUCUAUCAAUCUACAUUGCAGUGAUUAUGUUAAUGUGGAGUAUUUAAAUACAAUUAGUCGAGCAUAAUUAUG